AUGUUUGCCAGACGAUCCUUUCAUACAACAACUAUAAGAUAUAAAAAUUAUUAUGAAAUACUUAACUUGAGACACAAUGCCGAUCGACGAGCUAUAAAGUCAAGUUAUUACAAACUUUCGAAAAAGUACCAUCCCGAUCUCAAUCCGAAGAACAAUGAGGCACAUAAAAAAUUUGUUGAAAUAAAUGAAGCAUAUGCUGUCUUGGGGAAUGAAGCCAAUAAGAGAAAGUAUGAUUUCGAUCUUCAACAUGGAAGUGUUGAUACUGGAGCAGCGCCUUUUGGAGGUCGUAGAGACUCUAACUCUAAUCGUGCUUACGCUCAGGCUGCUUGGCAUUUCAAAAGAAGAGCGCCGAAAGCUACCGGUACCAAAAGUGCUCAAGAACAAGCAGAGAAAAUUAAAUAUACCCAAGCAAACAAUCCAGGAUUUAACCAUAGUGAACACUUUAAUCGACAUUAUGAAGCUGAGGAGCAUAGACGUAGAAUUCGCAUAAAAAAUGCUACGAGGCGUAGAAAAGAAGCAGGAGAGACGAUACAUGAACAACAGGCAAACGACUCUCAUAAUACAUGGAACCGGUUUUGGAGGCUGGCAUUGAUAUUGAGCGGUAUUGCUUAUGCCACGCAAGCUGUAAACUAA
Mycotypha africana is the source of this 633-nucleotide messenger RNA. Its product is annotated as DnaJ domain-containing protein. Bases 1 to 633 code for a protein of 210 amino acids. The transcript has a single exon. Lineage: Eukaryota; Fungi; Mucoromycota; Mucoromycetes; Mucorales; Mycotyphaceae. The record is from RefSeq and is a predicted model, not a curated record.